This is a messenger RNA of Homarus americanus (American lobster), 4089 nucleotides long. RefSeq names its product E3 ubiquitin-protein ligase PDZRN3-like (gene Slip1). NCBI's taxonomy places the organism in Eukaryota, Metazoa, Arthropoda, Malacostraca, Decapoda, Nephropidae. The record is from RefSeq and is a predicted model, not a curated record. Gene Ontology annotation, molecular function: protein binding. Bases 86 to 2788 code for a protein of 900 amino acids. The transcript has 9 exons.
AUCAUUACAGGUGAACGGGCAGGACGUGAGCGGUCUAAGCCACACGGAGGCAGUCAAGGUGUUCCAGGAGGCAGCUGAGCCCAUUAUGGUUCAGGUGUUGCGUCGACCUCACAACAACAACACCCAGCAGACCUCAACACCCUCCACCCCUACACACCCACACACCUCCACCACGCCCACGCCCGCUAGUGACUCCUCCACCCAACACGAGGAAGAAGUGAAGAAGGAAAGGAAGGAGGAGGAGGAGGAAGAAGGUGAUGAAGGAGAGAAGGAAGAUAGGGUGGAGGAGAGACGGGGUGACGGGGGGUCAAGUGUCACAACGGGUACACAGACGGAGAUCUCGUUGAUGGGCGUGAGUGAGUGGGCGGUGGGUGCGGGCGAGUGGGUGGGCGGGGAAGGCGAGGGCAGCGACUCGGACUCACCUGACGGGGACUACAUCUUCCCAGGUGACCUCCCGCAGUCUCUCUCCCAGUUCCUCGAGCAGGAGAUUGACAUAGAGGAGAUCAUCUUGGAACGUACAUCACCUGAGGAGAAGUUGGGGUUGACCCUCUACUACAGUAGUGCCCCAGCACCUCCACCUACUCACAUGGCCGAGCAGGAUGAAGGUGUAGGAGUAGCUGAGGACGAAGGCUUGUGUGCUGAGGACUACAAGGGUGUGGUGACGGAGGUUUUGGUAUCACAGAUUGAACAAGGGACAGUAGCCAGCAAGGAUGGUCGUCUCAGAAUUGGAGACCAGAUUUUGCAGAUCAAUGGUGUAGAGCUCACCACAAGGGCACAAACGGAAGAACUAUUUGCUGGCUGUGGGACCAGAGUCAGCCUUCUUGUCUCAAGAACUCAGUACUAUGAUGAAGAUGACUUAGUUGAGGGGGAAGUACUGGAGGAUGUUGUGGAAGAAGAUGAAGAAGUGGAACUUCUUGAUGCAAAUUCUGAAUUCCAUACCAGCAGGUCACCUGUAUUAUCAACCAAGAGCAGUGCAAGUGUAGAGAAGAAAGAUCUUCCUGAAGAUGAGAGCCACAUUAACACCUUAUGCUCAUCAUCGUCAUCAUCAUCAUCCUCUUGUGAGAGGAAACCCACCAAAAAAGUAUCUUCAGCAUCAUCCACAUCAUCUCGGGGGUCCCAAGUGAGAGGUGGCAAUAAUUCCUCUACAAUGGACCGGGAGUUGAUUGCCCUCGAUGAGAAAAUGGCUGAUCUCACUCAAGAGUGUGAGCAACUUGAGGCUAGUCAUAAGGCUACCCAAAAAGAACUUGAGCCUCAGUAUAAGGUUCCACAUGAACAGCAACAGAAAAAAGGUGUGAAAAGUAUAUCAUGUAGACCACCUGCAAAAACACCCUUACCAACUGGUUCAGAAUCUGAGCAUAUAUAUGAAUCCAUCCCUGAUGUGAGUGAAUCAGAUGAACCUAUUUACUGCGUGCCAUAUGAGCCUGGUCGAAUUCGUCGGCGCCAUCAACAAGCAACCAUCACAUCUCGUACUAAACAACCACUACACCAAAAACCAACACAGAUGCAACCACAGCAGCAGCAACAAAACAGUGGGCGUGGUACACGAGGCAGUGGCACAAGCAGUAGCAGUGGAGGAAGUGGACGUGAGCGACGUGCAGUGGAAAGGCAACAGUCAGUGGAAAGAUGGGUGAGGGAAAAUCCUCAUCCACGAUCACCUACCAAUACCAAAUCUUCGGCUCCUAUCAGUAACUCGGUAAAACGUACUGAUGUUCCCCAAGAAGAGCGGGACUCUUCCUCUGCCUAUAAUACUGGUGAUUCUACGGGCAGCACACACCGGCCACCCCCAACAUUAGAGUUAAGCUUGGGUCAAGACCCCUCCCUUAGGCAAUCUACACUCACCUUGUGUCCACCAACACAUGACCAGUCAUUACAGGUUAGUCUAGAAUCGGACACCUAUUCAGCUAUCUCCUGCGAUAGCUGCAGAAGGUGUAUGCGACUUCCACCCCUGCACCCCUCUCUACCACAGAAGACUAGUGUACGAGGCCAUGAAUCAGAUCAUGGAAUAAACACUGCCUCCCACCAAGCUCACUCAUCCAGUCACAAAGUUGCACCCCCUGACAGCGAGAGCAAUCGCAACUAUGUCACAUUUCUUCCAGCACAGACAAUGUACACCAAUGCUGCAAACCUCCAACAGACUAUUUGGCUUCAACAGCAAUUGUUUAGACAGGCUUUGAACCGGGAGAGCACUGCCCCCUCCACACCGACCACCUCGGCUCGAGGCCUCCCUCCCAGGGCACCUCCUCGCACUCCCCAGGAUCAACCUGUCAAGAUGGAGUGGAAGGUAAAGCGGCGGCCUGAUGGAACCCGAUACAUAACACAGCGACCUGUGAGAAACAAGAUGUUGAAGGAAAGAGCACUCAAGAUUAAUGAGGAAAGAGCAGGACUGACCACAGACGAUGAUGCCAUGUCAGAAAUGAAGUUGGGACGAUACUGGAGCCGAGAAGAGCGGAAGCGUCACUUGGAGAAAGAACGGGAACGACGACGACGACAUGAGCUCCUUCGGCGACAGCAGCAACAGCAGCAACAACAGGUGCCUCAUGCUCCAGAUGAACCUCCCUCAGCAUUGAGGACCUGCACACUUGAAAAUGGGGUCCAUCAGGCACUUUGGCGUGAUCACUCCAUAAGAAGGAAGACCUCAUCCACCUUAGAAACCAGUCACAAGAAAUCUUCUACUUCUAGGAAGAGAGAUGUAGAGGAAACUGCAUACGGAGCUCGAACUCCCGUUCUUCCCGCAAACCCUCCACCGUCACAACAGAUGAAGGGCCUCCUUUCAGUCACCACAGUCUGAAAUUACCAAGGAUGCAAUAUUAUCAAGUAUGCUUUGUAAAGUAGUUUAUUCAAGUUAACAUCAGACAUAACCCACUGACACUAGUUUUUGAAGAAGCAUCCAUGUCUCUUGGAUUGUUGCUCUUGAAAUGUUUCUACACUGAACUGUGUUGGAAAAUCAGUUUAUCAGACCAUUCAUUAUUUCAUACACACUGUGUUGCCACUAAUGUAUUUUUCAACUGUGGAAUAGAUCAUUAAUAUAAAAUAUAUACACAGUUGAUAAUGAACAAGUGCUUAUUCCUUAGUAAGAAAAUGCUCUACAGAAAUAGGACACAACUAUUCGUGUCAGCUUUGUGUGCUUUGAAUUUUAUAAAUUAUUCUUACAGUGAAAACCUGUCAAUCGUCAAUGCAAUAUAUUCUACAGGAAAAACAUAAGUGACUGAAAAUAUAAUACUUUGACAGUUCAAUUUUCUCAUAAUAUGUGUUACAAGUGAAAACUGGUUCAUUUUCCUGAGAGAAUAAGUGAUAUGGCAGCAUUAACAUGAAGGUGAAAAGGUUAAAAUUAAAGUAUCAUAUGAUACUUCUGAUAAUAACAGUGUUUACAUACUCCUUAUAAUAGAAGUGAAACAGUUUAUUAGUGGAAAAAAAAAGAACAUUAGUGCUUUAUUUGGAGAUGUUUGGUAAGAGAUGCUCAAUGAACAAGUGAUGCCAAACUGUCAUCCAGAAUGUGAUGUUGACUGUGGGAGGUGAUUGCCACAUACACCAUGAUAUUAAUGUCAUAUUGGAUAUAUAGUUCUUUUAUAUAGCAAUGAAGACUGCUCAUUGAACUCGUCCAUUUGUUUUAUACUUGUUGUGGAUGUUCUAUAUAUAUAUAUACAAUAUAUAUAAUAGGUGCAUUUGGAAAAUGAAAUUUUUUUGAGCUUGAUCAUGUGGUAAGGACCAGGUUAAGUCAGCAGCACCCCUGGUGUUAGUGAUCCAGCCCAUUAAGAAUUCAUUAACCAAACUGACUCUAGCUCUAUACCUUGGCUUUUGUGAUGAUUAGUCAACUCCCAGGCAAAACCCAAUUGUAUAAAUGGUGAAAUGAGUCUAGAGAGAUACACCAAGCUGCUUGUAAUUUGCAGGAGUCAUAUUCACAGGUAAAGCAGUACACAUCCCAAAUAAAGUCCCUAGUCUCCUUCGCUCUUCUUUCCCCUAAUGAUUUUGACGUUCGUCUGUAUACUCUGUAUUGAUGUAAAUUUGUGUAUAGUAAAAAAAGCUUUAUAUUGACUAUGGCCAUUCAAGAAUAUGUUAUGCUUUAAAAUAAAAUUAUUGAUAUUAAAAGUG